AUGAAAUUUCCACCGCAACCGGCAACAGUCUACGAGCUGGACCAAUACGGCAACCAGGUGCUUCACAGCAAGGCUUCUGCGACUAGGGACCGCAUAUCGAAGAGAAACCCGACACCAUAUUCCUUGAAUGGAACUCAGCACAGGUCUAGAAAAGCUCAGGACUGGAUUCAGGGCAAGUCCACGUGCAGCGGCUCGUUGAAUGAGAUGGUCAGGGCCUAUGGUCAGAACCCGACGUCUCACAUGACUAUCUUCACUAGUAGCCAGGACACGGAUUCGGAGCGUAACGAAGUUCCUGGAUGUCGGUUCAGAAAGGUUUCUUUCCUUGACGAGACGAAAGUAAUUGGUUUCAGUGCAAUGAAUGGUAACCAACCGUGCAUUCACUUGACCGCGUUUAUUACGAAAAACGAUGAAUAUCACAUGGAUCCGAAAAUCUACGUGGAGCAACGUAUUUACGAAGGCAUGCACGAUAAGAUCGUUGUCCAUGAACUUUCUUUUGGCGGCAGAAUUCAAGUUGACAAGGAGUAUGUGUUUCGGGCCUGCGGCGACGAGGAUAGAAUUUUGGGAAAGCGUGAUUUGAGGCUCCGCAUCGUAUCGCUUGAGCAGGAAAGCUUUGAUAACUACCUACGGGGUCACACGACUUACUACGGCUAUGAUAUCAAAGACUACAUAUAUGUGGACGAUGAGAGCAUUUCCAAGGAGUCCCCGCAUACGGCGUGGCGAAACAUGAGCCACGCACCUUACAAGAUAUCCUUGAAUGCGAAUGAUUUGGAAAUUCUUCGCAAGGCCAAGCAGGAGGACCGGGAAACGGUGGACGUAUUAUCGGGUGAGGAUAUCGAGCUUUUUCGACUGCAUUUCGCUGGAGCGGGACAUACUACCGAAGAUAAGAUGAGCGCUGGUGAUCUUGAUCUCCGUGUUAUCUAUAGACCUUAA
Molecule: messenger RNA, 930 nt
Organism: Penicillium expansum
Lineage: Eukaryota; Fungi; Ascomycota; Eurotiomycetes; Eurotiales; Aspergillaceae
Exons: 3
Coding region: 1-930 (309 amino acids)
Source: RefSeq, a predicted model, not a curated record